AAUCAAUUCAGAUUAUCGUGAAACUACGAAUAGUCAAUUACCAAAACGCUCCACUUCACUUGUUCGCCCCGAAAGAAGUCGCAUUGACGCAAACCACCCUCAAUACCACACAAAAAGAAAAUUAAAAGAGCGUUUAGACCCUCAUGACACAACGCAUCGUCCUUCUGGUGAUCGAUUUCACCCCACUCGACGUUCAGUGAUAAGAAGAGGCUUAAUAUCAAGAGAUGAUUCUGAUGAUCAACUAGAAAACAUUGAUAAUUCACAAUUUAAAACAUCAUGGAGUUGUUGGACAAUCUAUUGUUAUUUAGUUACUUGCUGUUUCCCUUCUCCUAUUUUAGAGGCCAUAGGCAAAAGAGAUAAAAGUGCUCAAACGGCAUUUCGUGAAAAAAUGGGACUUGUCAGCAUCAUUUUGUGUAUCAUGGCUUUUGUUGGUUUCUUGACCUUUGGAUUCACACAAGCCGUGUGUCCUCGGCCUGCACUCAGUUUUCGAGUAGAUUCAAUUAACCAAGGCUAUGUUAUUAUUCAUGGAUGGGCUUAUUUGCUUGCUUCAUGGAACGAUCAUCCCGCCAUUGCAGGCUUAACCAACUUAUCGACGAAUGUGAUUUACGAACCCAUCCAGGCUGGAGGAAAAGAUGCUUCUUUUUUGUUUCAAAACAUCAAUCAACAAUGUAGUUCCGUCUUUUUACCUAAAAAAGCAGGAGCAAUAGUGGGUCAAGGUGAUCUACUGAGUUAUUUUCCUUGUCAGUUAAUGGAUCAUAACAAAAGUCCAAUGCUAGUAUCCAAUGGCAAUAUGACAGCGUGUCACUUGAAGCCCUCUUCCCGAGAAAAACUAAAUUCGAUGCAAACAAAGGGUAUACUUAACUCAGAAGGAAGAUACGACAAGGCAGGCAGAGUGUAUUAUGAUUGGCAUGAUGUGAACACAACCUCUCAUUUGGCAGUGUAUAAUAGUUAUGUGCUCAAUCUCAACCUACUACAAUCUUUGUCACAAUCGUUAUUUACAUUGCCUCCCAAUGGACUUAUACAAUCCAUUCUUAGAAACACCAGUGAUUUUGGCGGGAAAGAUAUCACGCAUAUAAUUGCAGCACAUCCAAAAGAUGAAAAUACAAUAGUAACAUGGCAAACAGAAGCGACUUGCUUGUUGGAUACGAUCAAAGUAGGAGAAAUCGAUACAAAAAGCGUAGGAUGCAUUGCCUCAGAUGUUGUUCUCUAUACAUCCUUAAUUGUUAUUUUGGGCGUCAUCUUUGUCAAAUUUUUUCUUGCUGUUGUGUUUGGAUGGUUUUUGUCGGUUAAGCUCGGCAACUUCAACACUGAAAACAGAGCGACUUAUAAAGACCGCAUGAAAAGGGAUCUUGAGAUAGAAGAUUGGACGACGGGUAUUCAUGUUCCUGCAGAAGCAAUACGGCCUCAUAGCUCUUUUUCGUCACAUACGCAUCGAACUCCUUACCAGCAGAGUCCAUUAAAUAAAAAGAAAAGCAUCAUUCCUACAAAGUCAAGAUUUACACAGCCUGAAGCUGGAUUGAUGCAUUUUAACUCGUUUGAAAGACCCACGAGCGUGAUUUGGAAACAAGCCAAUACAGGAGUGUUUGGAUCACCACGACAGAUGUACAACUCAAGCGUAAUUUUAUCGCCUCGGUCCACAUUAGCACUCGAUACCAACAGAAGCUCUCAAGGUCCAUUAUCAAGACAUUCUUCAGAGACUUCAGGAUCCUUGUCUCAUGGAACGCAUCAAACAACAGUAGGCUGCCCGUACAAUGUAUCCCCUCAUGUCAUCAAACAGCCAAAGCCCGAAUUUAAACCCUUUGGAUUCACGUUGGCCCACACCAUUUGUUUAGUCACUUGUUAUUCUGAAGGAGAAGAAGGUCUUCGAACCACACUGGACUCUAUUGCUUCUACAGAUUAUCCUCACUCACAUAAACUGAUUCUAGUGGUUGCAGAUGGUAUGAUCACAGGUCAUGGUAACAGUAUGUCUACUCCUGAUAUCUGUAUUUCCAUGAUGCAGGAUUUCCUGAUUGAGCCAGGAGCAGUGGAGGCAAAUUCCUAUGUGGCUAUUGCAGAUGGCACAAAACGACACAAUAUGGCCAAAAUCUAUACUGGUUUCUAUAAAUAUGACGAUAAGACAGUCGACAUAAGUUCACAAAAACGCGUGCCUAUGAUUACCAUUGUCAAAUGUGGUACACCUGAAGAACAAAAAAAGGAAGUUAAACCCGGAAACCGGGGCAAGAGAGACUCUCAAGUGAUUCUCAUGUCAUUUCUACAAAAGAUCAUGUUUGAUGAACGAAUGACUGAGUUAGAGUAUGAGUUUUUUACGAAUAUUUGGCGCAUUACUGGUGUGAGUCCUGAUCGAUAUGAAAUUGUGUUGAUGGUGGAUGCAGACACAAAGGUGUAUCCUGAUGCCUUGUCUCGUUUAGUAAGCUGUAUGGUGGAAGAUCCAGAAGUCAUGGGACUUUGUGGAGAGACUAAGAUUGGAAACAAAACAGACAGUUGGGUCUCCAUGAUUCAAGUGUUUGAGUAUUAUAUCUCUCAUCAUCAAUCGAAAGCGUUUGAAUCCAUCUUUGGUAAUGUUACUUGUUUACCAGGUUGUUUCUGUAUGUAUCGUAUUAAGGCACCCAAGGGCAACAAUGGACACUGGGUUCCUAUAUUGGCCAACCCUGAUAUUAUUGAGCAUUAUUCCGAAAAUGUGGUUGACACCCUUCACAAGAAAAACUUGCUUUUGCUUGGGGAAGACAGAUACCUAUCGACCUUGAUGUUAAAGACAUUCCCUCAAAGGAAAAUGCUUUUUGUGCCUCAAGCUGUCUGUAAAACAGUGGUGCCUGAUUCAUUUAUGGUUUUAUUAUCACAAAGAAGACGUUGGAUCAAUUCGACUAUUCAUAAUCUUAUGGAGCUUGUGUUUGUACGAGACUUGUGUGGGACGUUUUGUUUUUCUAUGCAGUUUGUUGUGUUCAUGGAACUUGUAGGCACACUCGCGUUGCCUGCAGCUAUUUCAUUUACUAUCUAUCUUAUUAUCUUGGCCAUGCUUGGGCAACCUGCUGUUCUUUCCUUGAUCUUGCUUGCCCUUAUUUUAGGAUUGCCAGCAAUUCUGAUUGUCAUGACCAGUAGAAAACUUGUUUAUGUAGGCUGGAUGUUUAUUUACUUGUUUAGUUUACCUAUCUGGAACUUUGUUUUGCCUUCCUAUGCUUAUUGGCAUUUUGAUGAUUUCACAUGGGGAGAAACUCGAAAAGUCGAGGGCGAAGGCAAAGAUAGCCAUGGUGACAAAGAGGGCGAGUUUGAUUCAUCACAAAUCAUUAUGAAGAAAUGGUCUGAAUUCGAAAAAGAAAGAAAAUGGCGAGAAGCAGAAGCAAGAUCAAGAGCACUGAUUCAACAGUCGAGGUGGUCGCCUCAGCAUACAGAUCUUUUUUUGCAAAUAGAUCAGUCUACUUUGUCUACACUCAUUGGGUCCAGUCUAGGGCAAUCUCCUCAUAUGGCGUUUUCUUCACUUAGAAAUCAUACUUUGACAGCGGAAGAGAGUAACGAGAGCACGGAUUCUGAAGAUGCAAGCCAAAUAGAGCAAUGGAGACCAACUGCAGUUGCCUUAGAGUCUGAAAAGGCACACUCCAUGGGCAAUGCUCAUCAUUUAUCUGCUAUAGCUUCCAGGGACGAAAAUGAUUGGGGGAGCAUUGUAGAAAAACAAUAAAAAGGGGUUUCAUGAUUU
Molecule: messenger RNA, 3688 nt
Organism: Gilbertella persicaria
Lineage: Eukaryota; Fungi; Mucoromycota; Mucoromycetes; Mucorales; Choanephoraceae
Product: chitin synthase-domain-containing protein
Exons: 5
Coding region: 389-3670 (1093 amino acids)
Cellular component (GO): cell periphery; cell septum
Molecular function (GO): chitin synthase activity
Source: RefSeq, a predicted model, not a curated record